Messenger RNA from Cyprinodon tularosa, 919 nucleotides. RefSeq names its product E3 ubiquitin-protein ligase NEURL1-like. NCBI's taxonomy places the organism in Eukaryota, Metazoa, Chordata, Actinopteri, Cyprinodontiformes, Cyprinodontidae. Gene Ontology annotation, molecular function: ubiquitin protein ligase activity. The transcript is spliced from 4 exons. Gene Ontology annotation, cellular component: plasma membrane; postsynaptic density. The record is from RefSeq and is a predicted model, not a curated record. The annotation marks the transcript as partial. Gene Ontology annotation, biological process: nervous system development; negative regulation of Notch signaling pathway.
CACAGAGUGAGACACAGCGCUUCAGAUCUGAGUCGCUGCCUGCUGCCUAAUAUCGAUGAGGAUUUGGACAGACUCUGCGCUCAACCUCUCCUUUCUAUCGGGAGUCUUUUUUAAUCUUUUAAGCGUCUUUUCAAUAUAAUGUCGUGACUGAGGACGCGCAGCUGGUUUAGGACUGUGGGUUCAGCUUGUAGAAAGAGUGAAAGCACCUUGCAUCCAGCCAUGGGAGGUCAAAUCACCAGAAAUACCUUCUACGAUUCUCUAAAUGGGCCAUUUCCUCCAGCAUCCCACCAAUUUCAUCAGAAACCAAAGCGCUACUUGGCAAUCCAGCCAUGUGGAAAUUUGUCCUCCUUUCCUCUGCUGUUCCACCCCAGCACCAAAGGCUCGCAGAUUAUUAUGGACCUGUCACAGAGAGUUGUCAAGAGACAAGCCAGCUUCUGCAAUGCUAUCACCUUCACCAACAGGCCCAUCGCUGUUUAUGAACAAGUUCGGCUGAAGAUCACUAAAAAGCAAUGCUGUUGGAGUGGAGCCCUACGUCUGGGUUUUACAUCUAAAGACCCAUCAAGGAUUAAUCCAGACAACUUGCCCAAGUAUGCCUGCCCUGACCUCGUCUCUCAAAAUGGCUUCUGGGCAAAAGCACUGCCAGAGGAGCUAUCUAAUGAGGGGAAUGUCAUAUCUUUCUGGGUUGAUAAGAAGGGCAGAGUGUUUUACCGUAUCAACAACUCCAACCCCAUGAUGUUCUUCAGUGGUGUGCGUGUUGCUGAUCCUCUUUGGGCUCUCAUUGAUGUCUAUGGCUUAACCAGAGGAGUCCAACUGCUUGCGGGAAGCAAGCUAUCUCAUGAUGGACUGUUUGGUAUCGGCUCCUGGAGUGAGACUAUCUCGGGUUCACUGGCCUCAUGGUGCUACACAGCCCAUGAGGCCA